AUGUACGGCAUGAAUCAGGCCUUUCAUGCCCCCGAUCCGAGUGCGCAGGUGCCGAACCAUCUGCUCGCCCAUGUACACCUGAUAUCCUCGUACCGCUUCCCUACUUUACCGGGUCUCCAAGCUCCCCAGGCGCUCGAGUACCUCAUCAAAGGUCCGCAAAUUGUGCGCGACACGUCCCCCGUCGCGUGGACCUUCCUCUCAGCGCCUCCUCAAGAUGGCACUGUUAUCCUCACAUGGCAGCCCCCGCGCAUGGGGACCAUGUUCGCUUCAGACGGAAUGGUUUGGGCUGAUGCUGAGACCGCAUACGAUAUGAACGUACGCGGAUAUACUCUCCAGGUCCUUGUCCACAACAGUGGCUACCACUACCCUCACGAACCAUAUACCAUGCAUGCGCGCCAUCGUUAUCGAAUUGCUGCAGGUCCUGGUACUAUCGAUCCCAACCUCUGGCUUGUGCAUUACAAGCCCGCAGAUCCACAGAGUAGAAUGCCCGCUUCACAAAUACCCAUUCCACGAGAGGUUCAAGCCCAGAUACAGAUGCGCGCUCAGUUACAGCAAGCCGGACCAUUGAUGCGCAAAGAGUUCAUGCUGGUUGAUCAAGCCAAUUGGCCAAAAGUCGAGUUUGGUCAGCAAGCGAUGAGAGGCCCGCAGCCCUACUACAACCCAAUGCAACCAGGCCGACCAUAUCCUGCGCAACCUCCGCCAGCCAAACGCCAGCGCUUACCAACCCAGCCUCAACCCCGUCAACCCGCUGCAGGCGCGCUAGCACCAGACAACACACUUGAAGAGGAGGAGAAUGCGACACAGGAUGCUUUUGACUUCCUGACACCACGCGAGAUCAGCUUGUCCCGUUACAAGCAGCAUCACGAGUGGAUGGAGGAGAUAUUCUCGUCACCUUACGCCGUUGGGAAGAUAGCGCCAAUCGAUCUGGGCUUAGGCCUUAUGGGCGAGCUCGCUCCGCUUACUGCAGGCAUUUUGGACGUUCCAGGAGCUGAGAAUGUUGAGCCAGGCAAGGAAGACUACCAGAUCAAGAACUACUACAAGCUGGAUGCAGAACAACUCAAAGACUUCGAGAAGCGCGUAUCAGAGUACACAAAGAAUGAGCAAGCUGAGAUUGAAAAGAUGAAGGCCGAUCACGCUAAGAAGGUGGCACAGUUGAAGCGCACUAGAACUUACAUCAAAGCCGAACGACGAUUGCGAGAUCUGUCCCGCUCUACCGAGAGCGAUGGUGACGACGCGAAUCCGGUCGAAGAAGUCGUACAAGAUUUGGAGAAGUCGCUCGGAGUUACAUUCGAUGCGAAGAAGGCGGUCGUCUGCGUGGACAAAGGUGGGUUCAUCGAACCACAAGCACCUUCUCCUCCGAAGGCGCAGAUAAACGGCAAUGGAGCCCAGCAGCACGCAAAUGGUGCAUCAAAUGGCACCAACAACCAGGGAUCAAUGGAGGAGAACUCUGCUGCAAGUCUAUUGGAUCAGUACGGAUCGGGGUCACUUAACGGUACACCCAUUGGCAACAUGUCAUUGCCUAGACUAUCACAGCCACCAAGUCAAUCACAGUCCGCUACCGGUACUCCCAACGCACCCCACGGUAAUAUGAACCAGACAUCGGCAUUUGAUCAGCAAGAUACAAGUCUUGACGUGGGAGCGGAUCUUCUAGAUCUGGAUGUAGAAAUGUCCGGUAUGACGGGCGCAGGAGAGAAGACCGAGGACUGGACGAUGAACAACGAAUCAGGCAGUGCACAACAGCCAGCUGGCGGCGCUCAGCAGUCCAACAUGAACAACCAGCAGCCCACAAACAACGUCGGCGGCAUGCCUUCAUCCAAUAUCGAAGCCGAUGCAGGCAGCAUGUUCGAUACCGCCGAUUUUGGAAGCUUUGAUAACAUCGACAGUGCUGGUGACGCUCUGGCAGACUAUGGACAUGAUGACAACCUCGGUCUGGACCUCGUCGAUGAUUCUGCAUUCGGUGACGCGUUCCACGCGACCGAGAUGCAUCAUGACGAGACUGGUGAAGGCGACCAUGCGUAG
Messenger RNA from Alternaria atra, 2019 nucleotides. RefSeq lists its product as uncharacterized. Lineage: Eukaryota; Fungi; Ascomycota; Dothideomycetes; Pleosporales; Pleosporaceae. The coding region runs from base 1 to 2019 and encodes 672 amino acids. The record is from RefSeq and is a predicted model, not a curated record. Gene Ontology annotation, biological process: chromatin remodeling. The transcript is spliced from 2 exons.